Bombus impatiens (common eastern bumble bee) is the source of this 944-nucleotide messenger RNA. RefSeq lists its product as uncharacterized. The transcript has 4 exons. Lineage: Eukaryota; Metazoa; Arthropoda; Insecta; Hymenoptera; Apidae. The coding region runs from base 1 to 846 and encodes 281 amino acids. The record is from RefSeq and is a predicted model, not a curated record.
AUGUCAACGCCAAAGAUUAUUUACGUAGUGCACAGAUCCAUAUUCGUCGCGAUUGUAGUGCUUUCGAUCGUAAAGCAAGUUCGAAAUCAAGUAAACAAUGGAACACACACGGAUGGCAACGUUAGCGUGGAUCCGUACAAGAUUAUCGGGACCAGCGGUCGUCAAUAUAGCGCUGGUCGACAAGUGCUCGAUUUCCGAAGGAACGGCUUUAGAGUGGAUAUUCGAGUGGUACCGUCACUGAAAAACGAUUCUGCGAAAGACGAUGACUUCCCAGAGUUCCCAACGACAGACAUAGGCCGCUGUGUCAUCGAUUUCUCGCUAAUCUGCGCGAAGAAACGUCUCGGCCGAUUCCUGGACUCUAUUAGGGACUUAAACGAGAUUUAUUUAAUGGGUCAAGAUGUUAAACUAGUGAAAACCAGAGUGAUCAACGACCAUAGAUCCGUGAAUGAUAGCAAUGACACUAUAGAACGAAGUAUCAAUGACUUCUUCGAUACGUUUGCUUUAAGAAUUACACUACCCAGGUGGAAUGGGAACCGAGAAAAAAAUCAGAUAGAUGUUAUGUUUGACGAAACUCCUGUUUCCGAGGGGCGAGGCAAAGGAGGAGGCAAAGGCGGCAAAGACAAAGGUGGCAAAUGUAAGACAAUGAUGAUGGCUGGUCUUAUGAUGCUCAAAAUGAAAUUCAUGGGAGUAGCGACGAUGAAGGGCAUGAUGAUGGCUGGGAUGUCCCUAAUGAUAUCCAUGGCAAUGCUGAUGCAAAAGUAUAUGAAAGGAGGAGGCAAUGGCGGCGGCGGAGGAGGAGGAGGAGGUAAUGCCACAAAUUACCAACAUUAUCAUGAAUUGCUGUAAAUUGCCAACUUUAUUACGAUAUGAAUUAAAUGCGAUAUUACUUUAAUAUUUUCAGGUCAGUACAAAGAAAUCGUUCUUCUAACAAAAUCUAGUGGAGG